Athalia rosae (coleseed sawfly) is the source of this 1855-nucleotide messenger RNA. It is a transcript of the gene sro, whose product is annotated as retinol dehydrogenase 7. Bases 621 to 1748 code for a protein of 375 amino acids. Lineage: Eukaryota; Metazoa; Arthropoda; Insecta; Hymenoptera; Athaliidae. The transcript has 5 exons. The record is from RefSeq and is a predicted model, not a curated record. Gene Ontology annotation, molecular function: oxidoreductase activity.
GCCGACGAUAUCUGAUCCGAUCGAAUGGAAAAUUGUCGAGGGUCAACUGUCGGACUGCAUAGAUAAAGCCUAUAAAGGAAAUCUAAAACAUACAUAUUUAUCAGUCGAAUCGUUGCUUCAUGAAAUAUGGAAUUGUCUUCCAUACCGUGUAGAGAACUGCGUCCGGUUCGCUCUCGCUAGAUGUAUAAAAAUUACUGCACGGAGGCGUAAUAGAAUGCAAUUACCUAAGUUUCAUCUCCGCGGUAUGUUUAAUUCGCAUUAUAUUUUUUGACAUAUUCUGCCGCAUCUCUCGUGAUCGGCGAAGAUUUAAUCGUAGAUUUUCUCACGAUUGCGAGCGAGAAAUACAUAAUCUGUAUACGCGAAGUCGCUACGAAGUCUUAGCGAUAAAAGGAUCUUAUUUUUGUAACGUGAGGCAGAACGGGUUCGUAUUCCCAUCAAGAUAUAUGUAUACCGUCCAACGGUGGAAUGUGUGCGCUCUGUAUAAAGAAAAUCUUAUAAAUUCAUCUAGAUUCACGAAGAUCAAAUCGUAGUGGGGACGGGUUGGAACGAGAUCCGAAAUCAGAGGCCCACCUCGCAGUUGUGGACCAGCCGGGCUCCUGUUCACCCGCAAAGCUCGUACGAUGGAGUCAGCAACUCGGUGGAGAAUGCGAACUUGGAGCAAAAGAUCGUGCUUCGAUGCAUUAACGAUCGGUCUAGGUAUCGGUGCCGGUAUUGUCUAUCUCUACGACAAUUCUCAGAAGGUUUUGGCUGCUACUCUGACGGUUUUUGGCGUCGGAGCCGUUUCUAUCCACUGGAGAAGAGCAGCCAGGAUAGCGAUUCGCUCCAAUCAUGCGGUGGUUAUCACCGGAUGCGACUCAGGACUCGGUUACAGCCUCGCUCAUCACUGUCGCGCUCUAAAUGCGACCGUGAUCGCGGGGGUCCUACAGCCUGAGGGCCUUGGAGCUCGAGAGUUGCUACGGAAUGGGGUGAAAGUCGUCCCCUUGGACGUCACUAGGGCAGAAAGCGUUUGGGAAUUUGGAAACAAGGUCCGCGAUAUCGUGCGACAGGAAAAUCUUGUAUUCAGGACGUUGGUGAACAACGCAGGGGUUAUGACUUUUGGCGAAUUCGAGUGGCAGACCGAGGAGCAAACGAGACGACAAGUGGAUGUGAAUCUUCUUGGUACCAUGCGAGUCACCAAGGAUCUUAUGCCCUUGAUGAGAUCGAUGGGGAGUAGAAUAAUUUUUGUUUCGAGUCAUUGUUCCUUCGAACCCUUACCGGGCGUUGCUACCUACGCAGCCACCAAGGCAGCGAUAUCCGCAUGGGCGACUGCGCUCAGAGUCGAAGUUUCAAAGUACGGGAUCGACGUCGUUUGCUUCAUCCCCGGUUCAUUUACUCAAGAGAGCAACAUACUGGCUAAACAGAGCGAUCAUUUCGAGGCCAUGAAUUCCUCUAUGACCGAAGAGGCGAAAAAUUUUUAUGGGGAUUACUUAAAAAGAUACGAACAGUACCUCGCGGGAAUGUCGAGAGAGAUGUUACCCAGGAUGCUGCAACAGCCGAACCUUUAUCAUCAAUUUGAUCGCGCGCUCAUGGAUGACUGUACUAGGGCGGUUUAUAAAUGCGAACCUUGGAGGUACACCUUCUAUCACCUACUCUUCUGGCUUUCUCCCACGUACAUCCGCGACAGAUUGGUCGAGAGAUUCAUGAUGAUGCCGAGGUGGAAGGCGACCGACUCGUUAUCGACACCCGACCGCGAGGUGCGGGUGAAGUGAGACAUAAGAACUGGGUUUGUCCGUGCAUUCGUAUUUGAAAUUUAUUUCUUUUCCACGGCAUUCUGUAAGUUUUUACUGAAUAAGAAUUACAGAUGCGUAGGUCGAAA